Onychostruthus taczanowskii (white-rumped snowfinch) is the source of this 1542-nucleotide messenger RNA. RefSeq names its product PABPN1 like, cytoplasmic (gene PABPN1L). Gene Ontology annotation, molecular function: RNA binding. Bases 1 to 1155 code for a protein of 384 amino acids. Lineage: Eukaryota; Metazoa; Chordata; Aves; Passeriformes; Passeridae. The record is from RefSeq and is a predicted model, not a curated record. The transcript is spliced from 5 exons.
AUGAUAAUAAUAAUACUAAUGCUAGUGAUAAUAAUAAGAGACGUUUGCCAAAUAAAGGAUGAGGAGGAAGCGUGGAGCCGUGGCGCUGCCCGGAGCGAGGCCUGGCAUCGAGAGGAGCUUCCUCUGUUCCUGGACACUUCGGAGAUCUGGUGGCAGGACCCACCGUCCCUGCAAGCGGAGGCAGCUCCCUGGGACGUGACAGAGGUGGCAGCCGUGUGCAAGGCAGCAGAUGAGGGCUCCGAUCCGAGUCCCCAGGAGGGGAACAGCACCGAGGAGCAGGCUGUUCAGGACCCGGUGAGUGCCUGCCUGGAUGGAUGGGGAGCCAGUUUUCCUUGGUGCCCAAGGGAAAUGGGAACCUUUUUACACCUGGGGUGUCCCUGCUCCGAGUGCUGCUCGUGCAAUUCUUGGUUUGGGAUUCAGGAGCUGGAGGCCAUCAAAGCCAAACUGCGGGAAAUAGAGCAGGAGGAUGAGAGGCUGAAGGAGUUGCAGCUAGAAGCUGAGAAUCACCUGUCCAUGAGCUCUGAAGCAGCUCUCUUCCCACUGACAACCAAGGAGAAGAUGGAGGCUGACCAGCGUUCCAUCUACGUGGGCAAUGUGGAUUACGGGGGCACAGCAGAAGAGCUGGAGUCUCACUUCAACAGCUGCGGGCAGAUCAACCGCGUCACCAUCCUCUGUGACAAGUUCUCGGGCCACCCCAAAGGGUCAGUGCUGCGUGCAGGGAGGGCUGGGGGGGUCUGCGGGGUGUUCCUGGGGCUCUGCUCACGCCGUUCCCCACAGCUAUGCCUACAUCGAGUUCGAGGAGCAGAGCUCCGUGAAGGCUGCGGUGGAGCUGGACGAGAGCGUCUUCAGGGGCCGGGUCAUCAAGGUGAGAGCUGGGGGGAGCCCCUGGGGGGGCUGCUCCCCCCAUUCCCGGCCCUGCCUGCCUGGGGCUGGGCCAAACCCCAGCUCCAGCAGCUUCUCCCCACCCCGCAGGUGCUGCCCAAGAGGACCAACAUGCCGGGCAUCAGCAGCACGGACCGCGGGGGCUACCGGGGCUGCUGCCAUGCCCGGGGGGGGCUGGGUCGCUGGGGGGGCCCCUACGGGCAGCAGCCCCGGCUGCGAGGGAGGGCCUACAGGGGUCGGGCAAGGCUGCUGCCUUGGUAUUUUCCAUACUAGAAGAGGUUGGACUGCCUGGUGAUGCCAAUGGGACUGAAACAAGAGAUGGGAUUGGAGAGAUUUAAAAAUAUGCCUGCCCAAGCCAAAAAACAGAUUAAUUUUAAAAAUGCCAUCUGCCUGGCCGUGAGGAUUAUUGGUGAGCCCUGUGCUGGGCUGCAGGAGGGAAGAUGGGAUCUGCUCCACCCUGCCAGCACCCAGGAGAGCUCAUCCCACCUCAGCUCUGCCCGGGGGGCUGUGUUUGCACAGAGAACAGGCUCAUUCCAGAGAACACUGUCCUGGCAAUGGAAGAGCUCUCCCAGACCAUCAAGUCUCCUCCUUAUCCCACGGGAAAGGGCUGUCCUGGAGGGUUUGGCUCCUUCCUUGCUGCAUGCCCUCCAUGCCACUGCU